CAAUUACAUCGGGACGCGACGGAGGAGAGAUACGACGACAACGGGUGGAAGAAAAUGCCGGUGAGAGUUGUGGAGAGCAACGCGCCUGCCCAGGUUUCAGGGACUGAUCCUGGGAAUCGAUCACCACUUCCGCCAAGUUCACUUCUUUCCGCUGGACAAGCAUUUUCUGGUACACAAAAUGUCUCUAAUCAACAGAAGGAGGAAGCUUGGAGAGUCAACGUCCAGAUACAGGGAGUUGACCUUGAACAUGGCUAUCUUUGUGGCACUAUGGAAGCUCUAAACGUUCCCAUGGCAGACACUCCUGUCAUAACAUUCUGGGAAGGAGAGAUUGUUGAUGGAAAGAAUUAUACUUUUUACACCGGAAAAUGGGAAGCCACGAGGGAAGAUGAUAUGAGACAUUGGUCAAAGUUCCCAUCUUUUGCACCUCUUCAGGGACAAGUUGAGACUGACGGUGGAAGGCAAUUAGAUCUUAGCAAUUACCCUUACAUAUUCAUGAGAUGGAAAGAGCAAUACUUUGUAAACGUUGGCACAGACUGUGGACUAACAAUAGCUGGAUUUUACUACGUAUGCUUCUCCUGCAGCGACGGAUCCAUCAGCGGUUUCUAUUAUGACCCUAACAGCAGUCCGUUUCAGAAGCUGGAGCUGAAAACAGUUAACGAAGGAAGAACUGGUUUCAGCUUUUCUUCUUACGAGUUGCAAUGAUGAAAGCCAACAAAAAAAAGCAGCAGACAGCGCCAUAUGAUGGCCCUCGUGGCCACAUGGCAGGCGCGUGAUACCAGUAACACUGUGAUAGGCAGCGUAGCAGACAACACAAGUAAAAAACUAAACUACUAUUUUGUCAUCAUGGUACGAGACUUCAAGCUAAACAUUUCGAUACAAUGUCACAUUUUUUUCCAAAAAUAAUGAUAUUAUUCAAAAAUAAUACCACAAAAUAAGGUUCUCC
Eruca vesicaria subsp. sativa (arugula) is the source of this 943-nucleotide messenger RNA. The record is from the annotation of a GenBank genome assembly. NCBI's taxonomy places the organism in Eukaryota, Viridiplantae, Streptophyta, Magnoliopsida, Brassicales, Brassicaceae.